Messenger RNA from Hemiscyllium ocellatum (epaulette shark), 3009 nucleotides. RefSeq names its product peripherin-like. The coding region runs from base 7 to 1326 and encodes 439 amino acids. The record is from RefSeq and is a predicted model, not a curated record. The transcript has 9 exons. Gene Ontology annotation, cellular component: type III intermediate filament; plasma membrane; axon. NCBI's taxonomy places the organism in Eukaryota, Metazoa, Chordata, Chondrichthyes, Orectolobiformes, Hemiscylliidae.
AACAGCAUGUCUUCCUAUCGUGUGAGCACCGCCUCUUCCAGGAGGAGCUUCGGGGGAGCCUCCAUCUCCCCUAUCAUCGGCUCCCGGCUGGCCAGCUCGCCUGCAGCUUUCCUGAGGACCAGCACCGGCUCCUACCGGCCCCGGUCCAGCACCCCAGCCGCCAGGAGGUACCUGGACAGGGCGGACUUCUCAGUCGCCGAUGCCCUCAACCAGGAGUUCCUGGCCACUCGGACCAACGAGAAGGUGGAGCUGCAGGAACUGAACGACCGCUUCGCCAAUUUCAUCGACAAAGUGAGGGGCUUGGAGCAGCAGAACGCGGUGCUCCUGGCUGAGCUGAGGCAGCUCCGAGCGAAGGAGCCGAGCCGAGCCGGGGAGGUCUAUUUGCAGGAGAUCAGGGAGCUGAAGAGACAGCUGGAGCUGGUAGUCAAGGACAAGGACCGAAUCCAGGUGGAGAAAGACAACUUGCUGGAUGAUCUCCAGAGCUGCAGACAACGGUUGGAAGAGGAAGCUCAGAAGAGGGAGGAUGCUGAGAGUAAUCUGUUACUGUUCAGGAAGGAUGUGGAUGAUGCGACUUUGACUCGGCUGGAACUGGAGAGAAAGGUAGAAUCUCUGCUAGAUGAGAUCGAGUUUCUCAAGAAGAUACACAAUGAGGAGCUGAGGGACCUGCAGGCAAACAUGCAGGCUUCACAGCUACAGCUCGAGAUGGAAGUGGUAAAGCCUGACCUGACUGCAGCUCUGAAAGAGAUCCGCACCCAGUACGAAACCAUUGCCACCAAGAACGUGCAGGAAGCUGAAGAGUGGUACAAGUCUAAGUUCACUGACCUGACCGAAGCCGCCAACCGACACAAUGAAACCCUGAGGCAGACAAAGCAGGACCUGAAUGAGUCGCGGCGUCAAAUCCAGACCCUGACCUGUGACCUGGAUGCCCUGAGAGGAACCAAUGACUCCCUGCUGAGGCAGCUCCAAGAAUUGGAGGAGCAGUUCUCCGUUGAAGCGUCUGGUUACCAGGAUACCAUUGCCCGGCUGGAGCAAGAGAUUCAUCACAUGAAGGAUGAGAUGGCGAGACACCUGAGAGAGUACCAGGACCUGCUCAAUGUCAAGAUGGCACUGGAUAUCGAAAUCGCCACCUACAGGAAACUUCUGGAAGGGGAAGAGAGCAGGAUUGCAGUCCCAGUUCAAUCCUUUACUUCCCUGAGCCUCAGAGAUUACGAUCUCAGUUCGGAGAUUCUGAGCAGGAAGACCGUGUUAAUCAAAACCAUUGAGACACGGGACGGAGAGGUCAUAAAUGAAUCCAGGAAGGAGCGACAGAACGAGCAGGAGCAUUGAAUCCGGGGCAGCCUGGAGACGGUUUGCAUUUGGAAGCGGAAGAGAGUUCUGAUUUUCCGUUUGCCCGAAGUUUUCCAUUUCCCACUCCCUUUCUGUUCAGAGGUCGAAAGUUCCAAAUCAGUUCCUUGUCCUGUAACCCCAGGAGUCGCACUCAAUUGCAGCGAGCGAAUCGAACGCCUGAUACGCUCUCUUUCAAUUCAAACACUGCCUCAUUUCCUUAUUCAAACCCUGGUUGGAUAUAACUCACCGGGGCUGGUAUCCUGUCACUGAGUCACCCUUUAUUUACAUAGAGUCCCUGACACUGAUCCAGCUCCCUCCGAGCCAGCUCUGAGUGAACAGAACCUCUGACCCUCCUGUUUCUAUCUGUCAGCCAGGGCUCCCUGAUUGAACCAGGUUAACAACCCCAAUCAGGGAACUCAGAUUCUAUGAGGGCCACUGGACUGGCCUCGUUCUGAUUCCGACACGUUUGACAAUGACCGUAUGUUCCUCCCCUCGCCUCUGAUGGGCUGCUCAGUUUGCACCUUCCACAGAAUGGACAGAGGGCAGGAGGCCAAUCAGCCCCCACCCCUCCUGCCUGGGCCUGUUUCCGUUCUCCAAUUAGAUCACGGCUGGUCUCCAUCGCAGCUCCUGUGCUUUGCCAUCAUCCUGUCAACUUUAUCAAACUUGGAAUGCCAGGGGCUGGCGAGAACGGGAACUCCACUGGAAUGGACAUGAUCUUGCUGAUCCAGGCUCGAGGGGCUGAAUGGCCUCUUCCUCACUAGCCCUGAGCUGAGCCCACCUCCGAUCCAGGCAUCACGAUCACCUGAACAUCUGUGGUGCCUUCAGGAUGAACUUGUUUGUCGGACAAGUCACUUAGGAGGUUUGCCUGGGGGAACUUACUGCUGUUUUAGGGGAGAUGGUGGAACUUUUCAAAUAAAGGAGAGUGUUGUUGAGCCACUGAAACAGCACUGAGAGGGAUUUCAGUCAAGUCUGAGUUUGCUGGAACUAUGUAGCCUAGGUAGGUUAGCCAUGGGCAAUGCGGGGUUACAGGGAUGGAGAAGGUGAGAUGCUCUCCGAAGGGUCAGUGAGGGACUUAAUGGGCCGAAUGGUCUGUUUCCACACUGUGGGAUUUCCAACCUGACUUCGGUGCCAUCCUGACAAGAGUGUGUGACCCUCCAAACCUUCCCUAUUCAUGAUCUUAUCUCAGUGUCUUUUGAUUGUUCCCACAUCCACCACUUCCUCAGGAAGUUUAAUCCAUACACAAACUCCACUCUGUGUGAAAACUUUACCUCAUGUCUUUUUAAAAUUUUUCUCCUCUCACCUUAACAAUGUGCUCCCUGGUCUUGAAAUCCCCCAUCCUAGGAAAGAGACAGCUACCAUGAACCCUAUCUAUACCCCUCAUUAUUUUAUAAACUUCUAUAAAGGUCACUUCUCAACCUCUGACGCUCCAGUGAAAAAUGUCCCAACCUAUCCAACUUUUCUUUAUAACUCAAACCUUCCAUACCCAGCAACAUCCUGAUAAAUCUCUUCUGAACCCUUUCCAACUUCCUAAUAUCCGGCUCUAUCUGGAAAAGAGCAGCAGGAGGAGGGUAAGUAAGGGAGAAGGUUUUCCCAUGCAGAGAUUCCAUACCCUGCACCCGCCCGAUGAUCCAAAACUUUAAUAGAUCUUGCUGGAAAAGCUCAGCAAGUCUGGCAGCCCCUGUG